UUCUGUCAUUUCCUGUUUUUUGAUUGCCAUCUCAGAAGUUGCUUUGCAACUAGGGCUAUGUUUGUUUCCCGGAAUUCACUUUUCGGGAAACCACUUUCCAAAUUUUCUUGUGUUUAUUUGCCAUUAGAAAAGUUGGUCAACGGAAAACACUUUUCGGUUGACUUUGAUAGCAUUUGACUUGGUCAUCACGCGCAUGUAUAAGAAGAGCAUUGCUAAUUUUUGUGAAGCACAAACUUGCAAGUUUCGUUUACAAUAAUCUUUGAGGACUGAAGUCCAUAAGGGUAGGUUCAAUCUUUGCAGUUAAAGGUUAUUGAAGAAGAAGAUGAUUCGAUGGAUAAAAAAGAAGCUACGAAAAACAAAGGUAGUCACAAAUAAUUAUACGGAUAACUCCUUCCAGGUUGUUGAGCCAAGUAUUUCUGGUAGUCAUAGAUUCAAUAGUCAAAGUUCAUCAGAAGGAAACUCCCUUGAGGAUCAACAAUCUGUUGGUGAAGAGGGAAUAAAUUGCUCCGAGUCCCAGAUACCAUCAAACGACGAGGAAAUACGACGUCUUAAGAGGCAACUAGAUGUAAGAGAGAAGGAAUUUGCCAACCUGAGGAUCGCCAUUCAGUAUGCAUGUACCGUUUUGAGCAACGCAGUUACCACUGCUGAUGAUGCUCUUGAGUUUAAAGACGGAAGUCCCUGUCCUUCCGUUAUGAACUGCGGAGGAAAUUGCUUUAGAGAACAAGACCUCAUUGGAGCUGAGCAAUCGGUGCCAAUUGUAGAAUUGUUGGUAUCACCAUGAAAUUUUGAAAAAAUCUAAAAAUAAUAAAAAAAUAAUAAAAAUCUAAAAAAUAUAUAUUUUAAUAUAUUUAUAUCGUUUUUAGUAUUUUUAGCGUUAGAAUUUAAAUUUUUAAAGAUCUUAGAAAUGCGUUUAAUUUUUAACAUGUUAUUUUUAAAAUCAUCAAUUUUUCCGAUUCAAGACGAUGUUAAUAAAAAAAAUUUAAAAAUAUAAAAAAAAUUAAAUUUAAAAAAAAAAAUAAGGAACCGGUUUUGAAGCUCAAUCAAUAUUUUAUCUAUAAAUAAUAGCUUUCAACAUACAUAAAAUAAUAAUUUUAAAACAUUAUAAAAAUAAAAAAAAAUAACCCCAAACCUAAACCUAUCUCUACCCCCAAGCCGCCACUCAUCAUCGAGAACCCUUACUCUCCCUUCUCCCGGCCAAAACCAGAGAAAACCAAAGGAGCGGCGCCCCCCCCUCUGGUCAUUUUUAUCUUCGUCUCCCCGGGCCAUCUCACCUCCCUCUUCCUCUGGUCUUCUCUGCCAAAGCAAGCCAGAGCCGACUCCCCUUUCCUUGGCCAAACCCGGCCAUCUUCCCCUUCAUUUCCAGCUCACCCUCUCCCUUUGCCAAGCAAGACAGACCCAGUUUUCUCUCCUUCAACCGACCACAAGCAGCACCACAGAACAGCCUCAUCUUCAACCUUCCACCCGAUCUCCAGCAGCGGCAGUUUCUGCCCACAGGCGACAGACCCAGUUUUCUCUCCUUCAACCGACCACAAGCAGCACCACAGAACAGCCUCAUCUCCCCCGACCAGAGAACGGGCAGAGCCGUUCCCCAUCUCCUCAGACCCACGGCUCCCUCUUCAGCCAGCAGGUCUUUCCUUCCUCAGCCGCCGUGAACACCGGCCAGCGGCAGCCCUUCUUCCUCCAGCGGCUCCCACAGAAGCAGCCCCGUUUCCAACCGAGAACCGACGGCCGGAUCUGCAACCAGCAGAGAACAACGAACCUAGAGAAAGAGAGAAACCAGAAGAGAUCAGAUCAAAAAAGGGGGGAAGAACCGAGACUUUGCUUGCGUUUUUUUCUUCUUUGCAGGUGACGUUACUCCUCACUGCCAGUUUAGAAGGGAAGAGGAGACAGAGUCGAGCCGGAUCCACCAGUUGUUUGGGGUUGCCUGCGACGGCGCGUGGACCCACGCGCUGCCAUUGUUCCUGCAGUUCCAGAAGUGUUCCUCAGCAAUUCCUGGAUUUUUUAGGGGUUAUUUUGUAAAUUUGAAAUUGGGUAAUGUAAUUUUUGUUUAGUUGAUUUUGAAUUUGUAUUUUGAAGUGUGGAGGUAAAAAAAAUAAAAAAAAAAGAGGAAAAAAGUAAAAGAAUAUAGUAAAAGUGUAUGUGUGAUUGUAUGUGUUUUAGGCUGUGUUUGAUUGCAAAAAGUGAAUUCCUGCUUUUUUCAUGUUUGGCAUGUUUGGCAGCAAUAUAAGAAAAUGAUCAAAGGAAA
Messenger RNA from Populus trichocarpa (black cottonwood), 2245 nucleotides. RefSeq lists its product as uncharacterized. The coding region runs from base 323 to 781 and encodes 152 amino acids. Lineage: Eukaryota; Viridiplantae; Streptophyta; Magnoliopsida; Malpighiales; Salicaceae. The transcript is spliced from 2 exons. The record is from RefSeq and is a predicted model, not a curated record.